AUGGCGCCUCGGGAGUUAAACCACCGCGAGUCAACAGGUGGUCCCAAUCAUGAGGCGUGUGCUCGUAAGUAUGCAGAGGAUCUGUUCGGUGAGCUCUUCAAUGAGGCUCACUCCUUCUCCUUUCGGGUCAACUCCCUGCAGGAGCGAGUUGACCGGCUCUCCAUCAGUGUCACACAGCUGGAUCCCAAAGAGGAGGAAUUGUCUCUUCAAGACAUUACCAUGAGGAAGGCCUUCAGGAGCUCCACCAUCCAGGACCAGCAGCUGUUUGACCGGCAGACGCUGCCCAUCCCACUGCAGGAGACCUUCCAGACCUGCGAGCAGCCGCCUCCUCUCAACAUCCUCACACCCUACAGGGACGAUGGAAAGGAGGGCCUUAAGUUCUACACUAACCCCUCCUACUUCUUUGACUUGUGGAGGGAGAAGAUGUUACAGGACACAGAGGACAAGAGGAAGGAGAGGAGGAAACAAAAGUUGCAGGACUCCCGCAUGUAUGAUCAGGUCUAUAGGUACUUAGACCUCCCAGGGCAGCUGAAGGCCAUAGACCGCCCUCAGGAGCCGGAGAAGGUACCGCGGGUGCCCCACGACCGCAAGAAAGAGUGGCAGAAGCUAGCCCUGGGGGCCGAGCUAGCCCAGGACGAACCCGAGGAGAGGCAGAGAGAGGCGAACGGCUCAGCCGCCUACCACGACAGCAGGGCGGCGCUGUACGUGGAUAAUUUGGAUGGGCCCUUCUCGCUGGCGGCGCUGCCCUACAGCCAGAUGAACGAGCUGCUGAACCGCACCGGGGAUAGGAUGUACUCCAGACCGCACGACCCCCCACCACCCCCGCCCUCUAUGCACCCGCUCGGAGAGAUCAAACCACCCUCCAUGAUCAGCUCCAGUUCGGGUUUUUCCGACAGCAGGCCUCAAUCUCCCGCCCGGACCGCAGGCCACAACUCCGGCACCCCUCCGCCCCCACCUCCCCCGCUCCCCCCUCCACCACCCCCCUUGCCCUCCACUGGCACAGGCCUGCGGGGCACUCCGCCUCCCCCCAUCCCUCCCCUACCAAUCCAGCAGCACCCCCCGGCCAUCCCGCCUCCGCCGGCCCCUCUCCAGAUUGCCCCAGGGGUCCUCCAUCCUGCUCCUCCGCCCGUGGCCCCGCCCCUCCACUCCUCCUCCCCAGCACGCCUCCAACAGGUCCUGGACAAGGGCCCGCCUCUGGUCUCCUCAGCCCACCUGGACGGCUCAGUCCUGCCCCCACCCCCCCCUCCUCCACCACUGCCCCUUGCCGGGGCACGGAGCUCCUCCCCUCUCCCACCAGGCCCACCCCCUAUCCCGUCUUUCCCGUCAGCAGCAGCCAUGGCCUCCCCGCCGCACCACGCCAUUGCCCACGAAGCAGCGACCAAGAGGCACCAUCCUGCCAACCUUCCACCCAUCAGCGACGCACGCAGCGUCUUGCUGGAAGCUAUUCGAAAAGGCAUCCAGCUGCGGAAGGUGGAGGAGCAGCGGGAGCAGGAGGCUAAGCAUGAGCGGGUGGGCAACGACGUGGCCACCAUCCUGUCGCGUCGCAUCGCUGUCGAAUACUCCGACUCCGAGGACGAGUCGGAGUUCGACGAAGGAGACUGGAUGGAGUGAUGGAGUGUCGUCGGAAAGAGAGAUGUGGGGGGUGAAGUGGAGGGGUUGUAGGAUGGUGAGAGACACCAGACUUGUGGCUCCACCUAUGUACCCUGUGGUCCCGAACCCUUUACCAUCAGAACAUCCCUCCAAGAAGAGCCCCCGUGUUCUAGGAAUAGAAAGGAGUCCCUUUUUAUCUACCACCCUCUGUCCCUCUUUCACCCCCUCCUUCUCGCUCUCUCCCUCCCUCGGCCUCCUUCUCCAUCUGGUGUUCUUCACUAUGGUUUGUGUUUGGGGCGAAUCCUUGCGUCCAUCUUGUAUUCCAAGAGAAGUUUUUUGUAUUCAUCCUUCAACCUUGUUCCUGCCGGGUUUCUUUUAUUACGAAAUCCUUCUUGUGUACGACUGUGUGACAUGAAAAUAACCAAACUUUCUUUUUUAAAGCACCACUUUUUAGUUCUCAUCUGUACGUUGAUGUUGUUUGUUAAUGUUAAAAUGUAAAAAAAAAAAAGGUGGCACGUUGUAUCACUCUUCAGAUCUCCUUUACAAUUUUGCCACCUAGUGGUUGAAAGUGGUAUCGAAUGAAUGCCGUUUUAUUAAACUGUCUUUUAAGUUACUUCCUUUUCUAAUGCAACAUUUGCAGUUUUAAUGGGCCAGUGGUUGCAAACAGAAACCACUUCAAGGGCAGCUGCCUGUCAUGCCCGUCGGCGGUCAGUUCGUGUUGCUGAGCGGUUUUUAGCUCCGACAUCAGGACUUAUUUUAUUAGUACGAAACAAGCAAAAGAUUGUGAUGAUAUAUGUGACGAUUGUUGUGUGACUGUGGCGAAAAUGAAGGCGGGGAAAUAAAUGGAUUUUUUUGGUCAAGUAUGCGCAUAUCUACCAGUCUAAAGUGACCUGCGGCCCAUGGGAAACAUGAUGCCAAGAGACUGAUCCGGACCGGCUGAGGUUUUGUGAGUCCCUGUGGUGGCUCUGAGACUCAGUUUGACAUCGGGAGCACCCCCCCCCCCCUUAGGCCUCAGAAGGGCUCAGAUGGGCACCAUACCUCACACGCCGGUCAGUCUUUCUGAAGUACUAACGCUGAGAGAAAAGGCCACGAGUGUGUGCAUGUGUGUGUGCGCAAAGGAGGAUGGCUACAGUCUUGAGGUUUGAACACACCCGUUCAACGCUGACAGGGUCACGAUGCAAAGUGUCUGCCGGACGCCAGCGACGAACCACUCGACUCUACCGAAGGCAGCUUACCCCUCAGACCCCGGUCUGCUCAGCUUCUGUCCAACAGCGAGACGCCUUACCUUGUUGGGAUUCGGAGCAGAAACACUUACUCAGAACAGAAGAAGAGGAAAAAGAAAAAAAGAACUUGAGGUCCAAUAGCCAGAACCACUCACAAUGCCUUCCUUAGGGCUCAUUUUUGAAGUUGUCUGCCGUCCUUUUCUUUUCUUUGCUCCUUCUUUUCUUCUACUUGCCUUAUUGUGCGUGCAAAACGUAUUGUUGAGUUUGAUGAAUGUAUCGUGCUGUUACUACUUAACUUGCCUGCGCUUGUAUGGAUUAGCUGUUUCUAUGUCCGGGGGGGAAAUGGGGGAAGGGAAAGCGAAGCCCUGGAUUUAAGAAAUAAAAACAUGAAGAAAAACGGAGGAAAAAAAACACAUCAAUACUGUAUCCCAUGUAAGUUAUGUAACUGUUGGCUGUAACAGUUUGCUUGAAUUAAUAAAAUUUAAUGUUAU
Molecule: messenger RNA, 3304 nt
Organism: Lampris incognitus (smalleye Pacific opah)
Lineage: Eukaryota; Metazoa; Chordata; Actinopteri; Lampriformes; Lampridae
Gene: wasf1
Product: WASP family member 1
Biological process (GO): actin cytoskeleton organization; positive regulation of Arp2/3 complex-mediated actin nucleation
Cellular component (GO): cytoskeleton
Molecular function (GO): Arp2/3 complex binding; actin binding; protein kinase A regulatory subunit binding
Source: RefSeq, a predicted model, not a curated record